Messenger RNA from Osmia bicornis bicornis, 4161 nucleotides. RefSeq names its product homeobox protein prospero. The record is from RefSeq and is a predicted model, not a curated record. The transcript has 5 exons. The coding region runs from base 289 to 3822 and encodes 1177 amino acids. Gene Ontology annotation, biological process: regulation of transcription by RNA polymerase II. Gene Ontology annotation, molecular function: DNA-binding transcription factor activity, RNA polymerase II-specific; RNA polymerase II cis-regulatory region sequence-specific DNA binding. Gene Ontology annotation, cellular component: nucleus. NCBI's taxonomy places the organism in Eukaryota, Metazoa, Arthropoda, Insecta, Hymenoptera, Megachilidae.
AGAAAAAGGUGGAGGAGGAAAAGGAAGAGAAAGAGAAGGAGACGCCGAAGACGAAGAAAGUGUUGAGAGGAGAGUGUGUUGGCGAUCAAAAAGUGGGGAGGACAAGGUAGAAGGAACGAGGAGAAAAGGCGGCUGUGGUAGGGGAAACGGCGAGAGAGUAGAGUAGAGAAGCAGAGGCAGCGCACUGAGCCACGAGGGGCUAUUCGAGCGAGAAGGGGAGGGGUGACAAGGAACCCUGGCGGGGAGGGGACGCGGAGGCCUUCGGGGGGCCGACCAACCAGACGGCCGAUGAUGUCAUCGGGGGAGGAGACCGAGUAUUUCGCCCCCUACGGAGCAACCACGGAAAGCAAGCAACAGCAACUCCAGAAGAAGCAGAAGCGCACCAGACAGCGCGUGGACGCCGGCGAGCCGCGCAACAACUACUCGAGUAUACCGCACUUCACCUCCCGGCCAUCCUUCCACGGCGGUGGUCUGUACGGUUCUAUCUUCGGUGGCAGCGGGCCAACACAUCAACAACAACAACCACAACAACAACAAUCUCAACAUCAUCAAUCGCAGUCGCAACAACAACAACAGCUCCAGCAACAACAGGCUGGAGCGGCAAGCAGUCAAGGUCAUUUAGGUACAACUACGACGGGUCCUACAGCUCAGCAGCAUUCCGCCCACGCGGCUUUCGGCUUCUUCGGGGCACCGGGUUACGGCCCCGCCAAGAUGUUGAACGAGCUACUCGGACGACAGGUCAAACAGGCCAGUGACGCCGGUGGCUCACCGCCAGAGGGCGGUCACGGAAUGACUGGUGCCGGCAUGGACCCAGCCGCUAAUUUGCAAUCCGGUGCUGUAGUUAAUUGCGACGAUCCCGCCACCGCCGAGCUUACGCAGCACAUGCUCCGCGACAUACUCCAAGGGCGCAAACUCUCCGCGCGCUCGAUCCAAGAGCAGUCGAACAACAAUAACAGUAUACACAGCAACAACAACAACAACAACAACACAGCGGAUUUACUUAAGUCUCAACAACAGCAUCAGCAUAGUCCUCAACAAAAUAGUGAUAGUGCACGUAGUGGAACAGUGCAAAGUGGUGGAGAGGAGAGUGGUGAUGGAAACAACGUCGUGAAUAACGCGAAUCACAGUGAUCGUGAUACCGUGAUGCCGGGCGAUGCUGAGGAUAGCGCGGAGGACGCAGCCGCGGCCGCACGUGCUAUGGAAGAGGCAUUCGCCGAAGCUGGUAUGGAGCCUGGGGCCAAUCUCGAUGGAUCCGACUGCGAACAGAGUUUACCACCCAGUCCCACCCAACCAAGGUCAGGCUCUGUUUCCGUCAAGGAAGAAUUGCAGGAUUCGUUGAACAUCAAACGUAGCCCGAGUCAUUCUCCUUGUCCGAUCAUACCGAAAACCGAGACCAGUUCGCCGACCACGGAAACUAAACGAGCACGUGUUGAAAAUAUCGUCAGCACGAUGCGCAGCAGUCCGGCCCUUCAAACUCCCACGGUGAACGGUUGCAAGAAACGUAAGCUCUAUCAUCCUCAGCAACAAACCAUACACCACGUUCUCCAGCACGGUGUCAACGAUACCAUGAUGGACGACGAGGAGGUGAACGACGAACUAGAGGAUCCCCUGACUAUCAGGCAGAAACGCGAGGAAAAGGAUAACCUUCAGUCGCAGUUGAAAAGUUUACACGAACAAUUGGCUGUGAUGCAGCAAAAGUACGAUGAGCUUACGAGUAGAAUCGAUUCGGACAUUGGCGACAUCGUUGGUGCACCGGCCAGUCCUCAACCACCGACCAAACGGACCCGACUUCAUCCACCAUCGUACAACGGGCUGCCGGCCCUGCCGACCGAACACCCGCAUGCCGCGGCAGCCGCCAUGUAUCAUAUGGGACACAAACUCUACCUCGAACAGCAACAAGCUGCUCUAGAGAGAAUGAAGCAGCAUCAGGAGGCGGCUGUCAGGCAACAGCACCAGCAGCAACAGCAACAGCAGCAGCAGCAGCAGCAACAACAACAGCAGCAACAUCAACGGCAAAGUUCUCCACCGCCACCACCGAGUCAAGCGCAGCAACAGAGCCAAAGCAAUACCGGCCCGUCCACCCCGCAGACGCCGCAAAUGCAGCCAGCGGGUACUCCUCUUCAGCACAAAGAUUUCCAAGAAAGGAUAAAUAUGUUCAGACCAGCCGCAGCGGCCACCGGCUCGUCGGCUUCACACAUCACCGACGAGGACCUGCAAAGUCUGUCGGACGCGUUGAAGGUGGAGAUCACCUCGUGCUUGACAGGUCUGAUCGACAAAGUAGUUAACAGGUUCGUGCAACAGAGGAGGUUUCUUGGUAAACAAAGCGAGGCGGCUCAGGUUGCCGCUGAACAGUUGAACAAGGAUCUGAUGUUGGUGAGCCAAGUAUUGGAAAGAAAAUCGCCAAGGACGAAAGUAGUUGACAGAGCAGCACCGCAACCCGGUGGCCCAAACGGGCCACGGGGGCCCCACAAUGGCGGGCCCCCUCCUCCACAAUCUACGGGUUUCCCUCAAAUCGUUACCAUGGCUGGCGUUCCCCAUGGUCCUCAUUCCGGCCCCACGGAGAACAAUCUUAAUCAAAUGAAUCAGCUGCCCCCGCACGUGAGGGCGAACGGAGGAAGGUUUCAAACCUCCCAACCGCCCACGAUGUAUAGGACCUGCAUGCAGGGACCGCAACAACAGCAGCAACAACAACAUCAACAGCUGGAACAUCAGCAGAGAGAGCAACAGCAACGCGACCAAUAUUGUAACAUGAGGGGAGAGGAGAGAGAAAGCAGGGACUCGGAACAGAACGAGGCACUCUCGCUCGUCAUAACACCGAAGAAAAAACGCCAUAAGUAUUUCCCAUCGCAGGUAACGGACACGAGGAUCACGCCGAGGACGGUGUCCCGAAUCCUGGCGCAGGAGGGUUGCGCAUCGCAAGGAGGAAGCGAGAGUCCACCGCCCCCGCCUCCGCCGAGAUCGUAUCACGCGCCGCCACCGAUGCUGCCAGUGUCUCUGCCAACCAGCGUAGCGAUACCGAAUCCAAGUCUCCACGAGAGUCAAGUGUUCUCGCCGUACUCGCCGUUCUUCAACCCUCACGCGAGUCAUCCGGGUCAGGUACCACCUCCGGGUCCGCAUCACCUACCUGCCAGUCCUCCUGGCGGAGGUGUAGAGCUCAGGGAUUCCCCUCCACUGCCUCAUCCGCCGGCUAUACUGCAUCCUGCCUUAUUGGCGGCUGCCCAGCAUGGCAGUCCGGACUACGGACAUCUCAGGAUAGACAGCAACGACCGGCCCCCCGGUGAUUGCAACUCCGGCGACAUCAGUUACGACGGGAUUCAGCCUACAUCGUCGACGUUGACGCCGAUGCAUCUGAGGAAGGCGAAACUGAUGUUCUUCUGGGUCAGGUACCCUACCUCGUCCAUCCUCAAGAUGUACUUCCCUGACAUCAAGUUCAAUAAGAACAACACCGCACAGCUGGUCAAGUGGUUCUCCAACUUCCGGGAGUUCUACUAUAUUCAAAUGGAGAAAUACGCGAGGCAAGCGGUUUCUGAAGGUGUGAAGAAUGUCGAGGAGCUUCGGGUCGGUGGUGACUCGGAAAUCUAUCGAGUUCUCAACCUUCAUUACAACCGAAACAAUCACAUUGAGCCUGGUUAUGAAUUACAGGUACCGACCCACUUCAGGUUCGUCGUCGAGCAGACGCUAAAGGAAUUCUUCAAAGCAAUCCAAGGUGGCAAAGACAACGAACAGAGCUGGAAGAAGUCCAUCUACAAAGUGAUCGCUAAGCUGGACGACGCGGUACCGGACUACUUCAAGACCCCGAACUUCCUGGAUCAGCUCGUAUGAAUCAGCAGGUCGCGUGACUCUUGCUCUUCGUGGUGCGCGGGCUCGUCAGCGCUCGUCGGCUCCCGGUAAAGUCAGAAAACUAACAGAACGAUUACGAAGAGGGAGGAACGGUCAGCGAGGAAGGAUCGCAUCCGCCAUUGGAGGUACACGUCCUUCGCGUAAAAGCGCGUUCAGGUAUCCUUACAAACUAACAUAUCGCAGAACGAUCGUGAGAGAGAUAGAGGGAGAUUAGUUGGGAGGGAGAGAAAGAUAGAUAGAAAUGAGAUAAAAUGUUAGGGAGAUUAGAGGAGUAAGAAAAAAAAAAAAAAGAAAGGGAGAGAAAGUACAGAGAGAGAGAAA